Echinops telfairi (small Madagascar hedgehog) is the source of this 797-nucleotide messenger RNA. It is a transcript of the gene HDDC3, whose product is annotated as HD domain containing 3. The coding region runs from base 1 to 603 and encodes 200 amino acids. Lineage: Eukaryota; Metazoa; Chordata; Mammalia; Afrosoricida; Tenrecidae. Gene Ontology annotation, molecular function: guanosine-3',5'-bis(diphosphate) 3'-diphosphatase activity. The record is from RefSeq and is a predicted model, not a curated record. The transcript is spliced from 4 exons.
AUGGGCUCGGAGGCGGCACAGCUGCUGGAAGCGGUGGACUUCGCGGCUCGGAAGCACCGGCGGCAGCGGCGGAAGGACCCGGAAGGGACGCCCUACAUCAACCACCCCAUCGGUGUGGCUAGGAUCCUGACCCAGGAGGCGGGAGUCACAGAUAUCGUGGUCUUACAGGCGGCCCUGCUCCACGACACAGUGGAGGACACAGACACCACUCUGGAGGAGGUGGAGCAGCACUUCGGGGCACAGGUGCGGAGCCUGGUGGAGGAGGUGACAGAUGACAAGACGCUGCCCAAGCUCGAGAGAAAGCGGCUGCAGGUGGAACGGGCGCCCCAUACAAGCCCUGGGGCCAAACUGGUGAAGCUGGCAGACAAGCUGUACAACCUAAGGGACUUGAAUCGAUGCACCCCGGAGGGCAGCAGCCUUUCCCGGGGACCCCAACAGGAAGACCAUGGAGGGGCGUCUGGGAGGAACACAGGAAGAGGCAAGGGAGCCAUGCCCUCAGCUGCAGUCACAGACGGAGCCCCCACCGGGAACAGGCUGGGGCCAGACACCUGUCCCCAGGUGGCAGCCCCUCCUCCUCCAGCCCACCCUGUUUGGAAAUACUGAGCUACAAUUUUAAAUGUACUCGAAGAAAUUUCCAAUAAAAUGUUUUAUGUGCUUAAAGAAAAAGAUCGUGCCUUGUCAAUGGUGAAAAAGCUGAGACUUGGAAAAACAAGCCAGUCCCUGGGUUAAGAAUACUUCUAGGGGAACCAUUUACAAGGAUCUACAUAUAACCUCCUCCCUGGGGGAUAGACAACAGA